AUGUCAGCCCCCAAUAACGACAAAAACUGCACCUCCCGCAACCAAGACAAGACACCAGCCACGAAUAUAACCUCGCAUCCCACCUUCAGUCCCGCCAGCUCUCCCAAUAAACACAACACUACCGCCCCCGAGCCUCAGCAACCCGACACCCCCGUCCUGCUCCAGCGGCAACAACACCCCCCGCCCAGCUUCGACAUUGCCCAUCACGGAUGGGACGCCUCCAACGUGUCCACCGCAAAAUGCGAUCUCUGCCACCGCCAGCGCUGCGGCACGCUGCAAAAAUGCCGUGUCUGCAAGCUCUCCAUCUGCCGCGAGUGCUGCGUUAAUGGCCGCCUGCAAAACGACCGCAGACAUGCCAUCGAUGCCGCCGCCGUGGACUGGGAUGUGCCGCCCAACGUUCGCAAGCGGAAACGCCAGGCCAUGGGGAGCGGAGAGGAGACACCACUGGGAUCUAAGAGACAGAAGGCCGGCGUGAGACAAAGGCGAAGUCGUGGACAACAGUAUGGGCGAGAGGUCGUGGCUUCUUCCGUCGCGGGUUUAGACGGGGCUGCCCAAACUCUUGAUGGCGAGGUUCCCUGGAAUCGGGAAUAUGGCCAUGUUGAUAAUAUGGAGCCACGGCUUUCCGUCGCUCCAGCGUCGUACUAUCCCUCCGUCGGUCAAGCUCAGCACACGGAGGCCAUCUCGCCAAAGUACAGUGCUCACUAUGAACUGGAGACAGUCAGUUCGAGCUAUAGAAGGCUGCCUACCAUUGAAGAAGUCCGCAGCGGUGAUGAAGAGUACCUGGCUUCUCUUGAAAGCGAGCACUAUUCUGCAGCUUCUGCUCCGGGGCUGCCAUCUCGCCGUCCCGUUCUUCCGGCAGACGACGUCUCUCAAGCCGCUCCAUCUCGGCCCGUCCUCCCACCCAUCGCACCCUUGCUCAGGGCCGGACAUAGGCAAUACCAUCACUCCGCCGAGAUCUUCCAAACCAGCUCGGACAUCCUCAGCCGUCUCGACCACCUCCUACACCAUCACCAGCCCAUGACCAACGAAUCCUGGCCUCAGCACGAACAAACCGACUCCUUCGGCACCAGCCUCGCCAACACCGCUCACGCAAACCACCACGCAUCCAGCCCCCCGAAGCCGCUCGACCACUGCCUCCGCGACGAGCUGCAGGCCGUGUGGACAUCCCGCGCUUUCAUCGCCCAGGACCCCGACCCCGGCCGCCGCUAUCGCCGGCUCCUUGCCGCGGCGUACUUUGCUAGUGCUUGUCUUGGUCUUGAGCCGCGGGAGAAUGCUGCGCGGGAGUGGCUGUGUGCAGAGGAGAGGCGGAUGCGGGAGAUGGGGUGUGAGCCUACCAAGACUGCGCAGCUGCUGGAUUUUCUUCAGGAGGUUGGGAUAUGGUAUCUGCGACAGGCUCAGCGUUAG
Trichoderma virens Gv29-8 is the source of this 1404-nucleotide messenger RNA. RefSeq lists its product as uncharacterized. The transcript has a single exon. The record is from RefSeq and is a predicted model, not a curated record. Lineage: Eukaryota; Fungi; Ascomycota; Sordariomycetes; Hypocreales; Hypocreaceae. Bases 1 to 1404 code for a protein of 467 amino acids.